Oenanthe melanoleuca is the source of this 1764-nucleotide messenger RNA. It is a transcript of the gene MSRB2, whose product is annotated as methionine sulfoxide reductase B2. Gene Ontology annotation, biological process: protein repair; response to oxidative stress. Bases 315 to 1013 code for a protein of 232 amino acids. NCBI's taxonomy places the organism in Eukaryota, Metazoa, Chordata, Aves, Passeriformes, Muscicapidae. Gene Ontology annotation, cellular component: cytoplasm. The transcript is spliced from 5 exons. Gene Ontology annotation, molecular function: peptide-methionine (R)-S-oxide reductase activity. The record is from RefSeq and is a predicted model, not a curated record.
GUAUUUAAAGAGUGACUCCAAGGACAGUAGGUGUGCUCUUGGCUGAAUGCCAAGCACCCAGCCGUUAACCCUUUUCUUUAUUAUCUUUGUCUCCUAUUGUCUGCUAUUAAACUUUUUUAAUUUUACCAGAAGAGUGAACCUCGUUUUCCACACUGGCCUCCUUGCCUCUCGGUAAGAAGCGAUUGAAACCUUACCCUGCAGACGCUGCAUGGUCAUUCAAGCGUGUGCUCUACUCGUUGCGUUUUGAGGUCUGAUUCCUCAGGCGGAGCGCAGGGAUUGCACACGGCCGGCGUUUCCCGGUGCCGCCCCGCGCUAUGGCGGCUCGUCCGCUCGGGAGGAUGCUGGGGAGGAUGCUCGGGAUGGUGCCCGGGAGCCGCCGCCCGCUGCUCGGGAGGAUGCUCGGGAUGGUGCCUGGGAGCCGCCGCCCGCUGCUCGGGAGGAUGCUCGGGAUGGUGCCCGGGAGCCGCCGCCCGCUGCUCGGGAGGAUGCUCGGGAUGGUGCCCGGGAGCUGCCGCCCGCUGCUCCCGCUGCGCUCGCCGCUGCCAAGCGGCCGCACCGCGCACCGAGGCACAGACACAGGCCACCUCACUAAACAAGCUGAAGCAGCUGCUGCUACAGACUGGAAAAAAAAAUUGACUCCAGAGCAAUUCUAUGUCACACGAGAAAAAGGAACUGAACCGCCUUUCAGUGGGAUCUAUCUGAAUAACACAGAAUCAGGAAUAUACUGCUGUGUGUGCUGCAAUGCCCCCCUCUUCAGCUCAGAGAAGAAGUACAAUUCUGGGACUGGAUGGCCAUCAUUUUCUGAGGCUUAUGGUACUUGUGGCAGAGAUGAAAGUAACACCAAUAUCCUGAGACGACCAGAUAACUCACUGGGGUCAACUAGAACUGAAGUCAUCUGCAAACAGUGUGAUGCCCACCUAGGUCAUGUGUUUGAUGAUGGACCCACACCUUCUGGGCAGAGGUUCUGUAUCAACAGUGUUUCAUUAAACUUCAAACCAGGCUCUGGUCAGUGAGAAGUGGCUCUCUCCAGCUUGCAGAAUGUUUUUCUCUGCUCAUACAGAGAAAAGUUCCUGUGAAAAGCUCUCAUGCUUUUAAUAUAUAACUCAAAUUUUAGCAUUUAUGCUGUUGUAGCUUUGUUUUCCAGCUCUUAUCAUUGUUGAUAAAAAUGCAUAUUUUUGUUGUAACAGUUUGUCAGUCUGUCUUUCCAUGGUUAAUGUGACAUGUUGAUCUGCUUAUUGUAUUUUUUAAUUAAAAAAAAUAAAUCUGUGCAAUGGUUCACAUUCACAGCUGUCAUCAUUAACUGUAUUGAGGCUGAAAUGAGGUGCUCUCCUGAACCUGACUGCCUAUUCUGAGCAGCAGUUGUGGCACACAGAUGUACAUGGCUGAUCAUGGCAAAGCUUAUACUUCUGUAAAAUCAUCAUAUCCUUCUAAAGAGAAGCAAAAAUAACAUGAAUCUUCAAAUAAGGUCUGGGGUUUUUUUUCCCCCUGAUGUGAGAGACCUUUAGCUGAGCCAAGUGACUUUUCUGUGAACCAUAAAAGCAAAGUCCUGAAGGAAGACCUAAUUAAAACUAUUCCAGACAAUGGAACCAGUGGAGACAUGGAGUCUUUCUUCCUUUAAAUCAAUUAUUUUGAUUCUGUGUCCAAUAGCAGAGUUGAAAUAGGGUAUGUUCCAAAAACUUCUCUUACAGCAAUUAUAUGGUAAUAAUAUAGUGAUAUGUGUAAUAUUUUCAGACUUCUGUUAUCCCUUGUAUAUUUCAGAAUUCA